CAUUCAUUCCAGCCCGGAGGACAAGGAAAACAAAACUCUAAAAAUAACUGUCAGCAUCUUAAAAAGAGAAAAGCUUCGCUGCCACCACCACUACCCCCCUUCUUCUACUCCCGCCCUCUCUCCGCGCCACGGGGCACAUGUCUGCUUCUUACAACACCGCGAGGCACAUGGUCCCAGUUAGACACCGAACCCCAUCGAGACCGAGAGGAAAUCCACAUCUGUGGGACGCUCCGCACAGAACCGCCACCUCCAGCGAGGGAAACCGGGGGACUGCAGCAGCGACAUGAAAAAGGGCUAGAGCGAGUGGACGCGGCUCAUGCGACGGCCGGGAGCGCCUGCGAGCUGGAUCUGGUGGAGGAUGCUGCGGCAGGUGCUUCGCAGAGGGCUCCAGUCAUUCUGCCACAGGCUGGGCUUAUGCGUGAGCCGGCACCCGGUCUUUUUCCUCACCGUGCCGGCAGUCCUGACCAUCACCUUCGGCCUCAGCGCGCUCAACCGCUUCCAGACCGAAGGCGACCUGGAGCGCCUGGUUGCUCCCAGCCACAGCCUGGCCAAGAUCGAGCGCAGCCUAGCCAGCAGCCUUUUCCCCCUGGACCAGUCCAAAAGCCAGCUCUAUUCGGACUUACACACCCCUGGGAGGUAUGGCAGGGUGAUCCUCCUCUCCUCACCCGGGGACAAUAUUUUGCUCCAGGCUGAGGGGAUUCUGCAGACCCACCGAGCCGUGAUGGAAAUGAAGGUGAACCACAAGGGCUAUAAUUAUACUUUUUCCCAUCUGUGUGUGUUGAGAAAUCAGGAUAAGAAAUGCGUGCUGGAUGAUAUUAUUUCAGUGCUAGAGGAUCUCAGGCAGGCUGCCGUCUCCAAUAAGACAACAGCCAGGGUGCAAGUAAGGUAUCCCAACACUAAAUUAAAGGAUGGGAGGAACAGUUUUAUUGGACACCAGCUGGGCGGGGUAGUGGAAGUGCCAAACAGCAAAGACCAGCGGGUCAAGUCAGCCAGAGCCAUUCAAAUCACCUACUACCUCCAGACCUAUGGUUCUGCCACACAAGACCUCAUAGGGGAGAAGUGGGAGAAUGAGUUCUGUAAGCUUAUGAGGAAGCUCCAGGAGGAGCAUCAAGACCUCCAACUGUACUCUCUGGCAUCUUUUAGCCUCUGGAGAGACUUUCAUAAGACCAGCAUCCUGACCAGAAGCAAGGUCCUGGUGAGCCUAGUGCUGAUCCUGACCACGGCCACCCUGUCCAGCUCCAUGAAAGACUGCUUGCGCAGUAAGCCCUUCCUGGGCCUCCUGGGGGUGCUCACGGUGUGCAUUUCCAUCGCCACUGCAGCCGGGAUAUUCUUCAUCACUGAUGGGAAGUACAACUCAACCCUGCUGGGAAUCCCUUUCUUCGCCAUGGGUCAUGGAACUAAAGGAGUAUUUGAGCUUCUGUCUGGAUGGCGGAGAACCAAAGAGAAUUUACCCUUCAAGGACAGGGUAGCAGACGCCUACUCUGACGUGAUGGUCACCUACACCAUGACCAGUUCCCUGUACUUCAUCACAUUUGGUAUGGGUGCCAGCCCCUUCACAAACAUAGAGGCCGUGAAGAUCUUCUGUCAGAAUAUGUGUGUCUCUAUUCUAUUGAACUACUUCUACAUUUUCUCUUUCUUUGGCUCUUGCCUGGUCUUUGCUGGACAACUUGAGCAAAAUCGAUACCACAGCAUCUUUUGCUGUAAGAUCCCUUCUGCAGAAUACCUGGACCGCAAACCUGUGUGGUUCCAGACAGUAAUGAGUGAUGGGCACCAACAGACAUCCCAUCAUGAGACAAACCCCUACCAGCACCAUUUCAUUCAGCACUUCCUUCGAGAACAUUACAAUGAGUGGAUUACCAAUAUCUAUGUGAAGCCAUUUGUGGUCAUCCUGUAUCUCAUUUACGCCUCUUUCUCCUUCAUGGGGUGCUUGCAGAUCAGUGAUGGAGCCAGCAUCAUCAACCUACUAGCCAGUGAUUCCCCAAGUGUUUCCUACGCCAUGGUUCAGCAAAAAUAUUUCAGCAACUAUAGCCCUGUAAUAGGAUUCUAUGUCUAUGAACCCCUGGAGUACUGGAACAGCAGUGUCCAAGAGGAUCUGCAGAGGCUCUGUAGUGGGUUCACUGCAGUGUCCUGGGUAGAACAGUAUUAUCAGUUUCUGAAAACAAGCAACAUCAGUGCCAAUAACAAGACUGACUUCAUCAGUGUCCUGCAAAGCUCGUUUUUAAAAAAGCCAGAAUUCCAACACUUUCGGAAUGAUAUCAUUUUCUCCAGAGCUGGGGAUGAAAACAACAUCAUUGCUUCUCGCUUAUAUCUGGUGGCCAGGACUAGCAGGGACAAGCAGAAGGAAGUCAUAGAAGUUCUGGACAAGUUGAGGCCCCUGUCUCUCUCAAAGAGUAUCCGGUUCAUCGUGUUUAAUCCUUCCUUUGUUUUCACAGACCAUUACAGUUUGUCAGUCACCGUGCCUGUUCUGAUCGCAGGCUUUGGGGUUCUCCUGGUGUUAAUCCUGACUUUCUUCCUAGUGAUCCAUCCUCUGGGAAACUUCUGGCUAAUUCUUAGCGUCACCUCAAUUGAGCUGGGCGUUCUGGGCUUAAUGACGUUGUGGAAUGUCGACAUGGAUUGCAUUUCUAUCUUGUGCCUUAUCUACACUUUAAAUUUUGCCAUUGACCACUGUGCACCACUGCUUUAUACAUUUGUAUUAGCAACUGAGCACACCAGAACACAAUGUAUAAAAAGCUCCCUGCAAGAGCACGGGACAGCCAUUUUGCAAAACAUUACUUCUUUUCUUAUUGGGUUGCUCCCCCUCCUCUUUGUGCCUUCAAACCUGACCUUCACACUGUUCAAAUGCUUGCUGCUGACUGGGGGUUGCACGCUUCUGCACUGUUUUGUUAUCUUACCUGUGUUCCUAACCUUUUUUCCUCCUUCCAAAAAGCACCACAAGAAAAAGAAACGGGCCAAACGAAAGGAGAGAGAGGAAAUUGAAUGCAUAGAAAUCCAAGAGAACCCUGAUCACGUCACCACAGUCUGAGGGUGGAGAUUUUUUCUUUUCCAGUGUUGCACAAUGAUGCAGGGCUAGUAAGGCUCAGACCUCAGCUGCUUGGGCUGGCCAGGGGUAAAAGGCAAGUCAGAUCAAGAGUGCAUUAUUCAUGACGCAUCCAAGGGUCUGCUUCUUUUGAUGGAAGACAUAAUAAAAGGAGGUGAAGUUCUUUACAACCUUGUGCUCCAUGAGAGAUAAUUCUCCAGACAUUGAUCUUAGAGCUUUUCUGAGAAAUGGAUGGAUUGGUGUGGUAAGAUGGAAGGCUGAAAGAUUUAAAGAUUCUUAGAAGAAAUGGAGAAGAGAGAAUAGGUGGUCUCCAGAUAGGGGAAAGUACAAAAAGAAAUGUCUAAUUUGUCAUGUCACUUCAUGUUUUCAUGAACAGAUCAAUCAAAGGAAACCUAUGCACAUGGGAAGUACACAUUUAAUCCUGUAUAAACCAAAGGACCGAACCUCCCGAUCCACUUUGUGUAUACAUAUAAGUAUACAUAUACAUAAUAUGUCUUGAGUGUGAAUUGGUGGUUGGGUGAAAGAAGGUGUUCAUUUGCAGAUAGGCUGGCCUUUCUCAAAAAGUCAAAUCAACAUUAGUCAAAUGUAUAACCUCAUUAGGGAUGAUACAAAAUAUAUAAUUGGUCACUUGAAAUCAACUCAACCGUCUAAAUAGCAAGAGUAUUAUCAACUGUAUGAUAACAAGAUAGACAGAAAUUUGAAUCCAUUAAAUUCUACAUAUCAUGUUGUUGGUCACUGAGAUCCUACCUUUGGGAUAACUUCACAAAAACUCCAAAAGGUAUUUGAGUUAAUUAGCAUGUGAACAAACGUUUAAAAUCUAAAGUAGUUGAGAUAGUUGUCAUUAGCUUUUAACAUUUCUGUGUAUUUGGAAGGCCAGCAUGGCUACUUUUGGAUAUCUCAUCCACCUGAAAAAAUGAGCACUUUAAGCACAUUGUUUUUGCAUGCAUAUAAGGGUACACAGUGCAAGUGAGAGAUGGAAAGAAAUAAUGGGAUACCAUUUCGUAGUUAAGUGCUCUUAAGUUAAAUGGUGAAAAUACACCGUUAUGGCACAGGUGGCAAUUAACACAGGAAAAAGAAAAUGUCUGGAAAACUUAGCGAGUAAAAUGAGCCAUCUACCAUUCACCAUCUCGGCAUCAAAUAGCCUGUUGUUUAAGAAAAACUUGCCAACUCUACAGACUCUAAUGUGUUCCUUGGAAUAAGUCUGGGAGCAUUAACCAAGACCAUGAUCACUAUGAUGGUGGUCACCAUAACCCCUGCAGCAUCAUUUUGUAGCUUCUUGGAGUAUCAUUGUCUUCAUUAACUAGAAAGUAAUCUCCUAUGGCAAGCACAGCUCUCUACUGGUGCCAUAUUAACUGUGUGUAAUUGCACCUGGAGUCCUUACAUUAAAAAAAGAAAGAAAGAAAGAAAAAGUAUUGAGGUAAAUGUUUGGAUUUUUUUGUUUUUGUUUUUGUUUGUUUGUUUGUUUGUUUGUUUGAGUUAGUGUUGAAAACUAUGCCCCAGGCAGGUCCUCAGUCUGCUGGGUGCUUUCAAGGACUAAGGCUGCUAUUCAUGUUGGAGAACCUUACUAGAAAAUUCCUUUUCCAUGCCAAAUAAGGAACCUAAGGAAUGAUUCAUUUCUGGGUAGAAUAAAACAAAUGCCUAAUGAUUACACAUCCUGCUAAGAAGCUCUUUUUCCUGAGGAACGUUUAUAUUUCCUACCAAUUUGGGUUGCAUAAUUUAAAUGCAUUAGCAAUACUAUUGGCUUCAAAAAAACAAAACCCAACUAGAACUCUUAGAAAAUUCCAUUCCUGUUUAAGUUUUAGGAAAUGAUGCUGAUAGACAAUACUGCUCUUCUAAAUGAUGCAAAUUUUUAAAUGGACAUCAUUUAAAUGAAAUUCAGUUUAUUGAAUGACAUUUGUUCUAUUCUACUUUAAGACUGCUGUGUUUCAGUGUCUCCCCUGAUUUGGAUACACUAGCUAUAGAAUUAAGGAGGGACCAUAACUUCCCAUAAAUGCACUUGAUGUUUUCACUGUAUCUGUAAAGCCAUGUCACAGGUAACGCCAGCCUUUCAUCGCAAGAACUUUUGUGCUAGGGGGAACAGACAUUUGGACAGUUGACCUCCAGGCCAUGAUCUCAUAUUUGAAGUCGAAUUUUCUAAGCAGUUUUUGCAGUUGGAGAACAGAAUUCCUCUUUCAAAGUUACUCAUCGUUUAUGAAAAUUUCUAUAACUCACACCUGCUUGUAAAGACAGCCACUAAGAAGCUGAGGAUUCCAUAUCACUUCAUAUCUGUCCAUAUUCAGUGAAACUCCAUUGUUUCACCAAUUGUUUAUUUAAAGAUAACUUACUUGAGUUUUAUAAUUGCCAUAGACCAUUUCAGAUACAAAAAUAAAUAAAUAAAUAAAUAAACAACAACAACAAAAAGAUUGACAAGCUAAUUGGCAAGCUUGCAAACUGCCAAAUACAUGGAAGUACCACUGCAUAUUAUGCCAAAGCACCAGUUUCAGUCUCUCCCAAAGCACUUGGAUGGGCAAAGACUUGUUUAUAUAUUAAGUAUUGUCUUCAAGGAUCAGACGUGUAGGACAAACAAGAAUUUCUCAUUGUCCAAGUGUCUAGAGAGGUGGCAUUUUAGAAGAGAUGUUAACUUCUCCAGAACACGUGAUUCUCUCUAAGGAUAUGUAGCAAUAAUUUACUGAAAUGAAACUCCAUGUUCUGGAAGAGUUAAUAGGGUGCCCAAAAUUCCUUGUCUUGGUCUAAAGAAGUAAUGUAAGCCCAGAAGAGCCUCGCAAAGCAUCCCGCAAAGCUUCCAACCUCACACUGAAGCAGAUAUUUCCAAGAUUUUCUUCUCUGAGUACCAAGUAUUAAAAUAUUAGAUCAUGAUUUACAGGUCAACCUCCAAACUCAACCUUUUCUGAUUAUUGGUGUGCUCCAUCCUAGUUUUUCAAGUUUUUGCUUGCUUUGUCCAUUGUGAAGUGCUGAUGGCAUUCAAGUUAGGACGUUAUCUUCUAUCAAACAGAGAGCCAUUCAAACCCUAGAAGAAAUCAGUGGUGAAUCUUUUAGAACUGUGGAAUAUUUUAUAUACUGUAGUGUGUUUUCCCCUUGAAAGAAGAGAUUUUUAAAAACUUGUGAACCCCAUACUUUUUCUUGUUUAAAUUGGACUGUGCCCCCCCAACAGAAUGUGAAACAGAAAAUAUCAUUUUAUGUCCCACUCUCCCCAAGGUGGAACUCACCUAAAUUACCAGCCAAGAUUUGUCUAAAGGUUUCAUGGGCUAACCUACAUCAUGUGGAAGUCUGUUGAAAGAAUAUAUAGCUACAUGUUUUCUGGUGGGUUCUUGCAGUGACCAUGAACCUCUUUGAAGGCUGAGCAUGAGUACUCUAUGACAGAGCUAUUCUCAACUAAGUUUGUAUCUCAUGAAUGUCUUUCUUCCAAUUUAUUUCUAAUUGAUUUCCACAGAAAUGAAUUUACAUGUUUUAUCUUGUAUUGUGAAAGAAAGAAGUGUGAUACCCGUAGCUUCUACGAUGCUAUAAUAGCCAUUCUUGUAUGUUGAUCUUGAGUGUAAGAGCUAUGUCCAUUCUGUAAUUAUCCAUUGCACUUUACCAUAACAAGCUAAUCCUUCUAGGCUUGCGAUUCGAGCUGGGGAUUAAUUAUUGCCAUUCAGAAUUGUGUGUAUUUUUAUAUGUUGACUGUAAAUAUUGUUAUUACAGUCAAAUAUUUUUAUGACCAAAUAUUUAUAAAUGCAUGGCACAAUGCACGCAUGAUUACUAGUAUGUAGAUGAUUAAAGACACUAUUUUCAGGGUUAUUACACUUUUUUAUUAAAAUUCUCAUAUUCUCUAUCAUAAAUGCCUCCUGGAUUUUAGUUGCAAAGCCCUAAAGUCCAUAAAAAACUUCACGCUAAGGGAAGCAAUCAGAAAAUUGCUUUCUCAUGGUGUCAAAAAAGCCAUCUACUCUAAGAUGGCCAUUAGGAAAACCCAGGGCUAAGCCAGGUCUCUGCUGGGUCAAGCAGAAUCUGCAUUAGGCAGGAAUCAAAUAUGCCCUGGGUGUGCUAAAGCAAGCCAGAAGUUACGGUACCUUAAGAAAUGGACCUGUGAUGAUUUCUCCUGAGACUGUAGAAGUCUAUGCUUUACUCACGCUUCCCAGAGAAAAGUCUACUUUCAAUCAGUGUUGUUCCUGUGUGCACAGCCCUCUGCUAAUUCUUUCAAAGGUGAUCCCGAAAGCUUUCAUUUAUUUCAAAGGAAUUUCAAGAUAAUUUUUAUUCUCUUUUAAAACAACAAAAUUCUUUCCUUUACGGUGACAAAAAAAAUAAUAAAGUUAUAACAAAGUUCUGCAGUAUCAAGUCAAAACAUCUAUGGCUGAAUUAGUAUGCCCUUGAAGUCUCCUCGUCUCAAAUUUGAAUACAAAACUCCGAAUCAUCUCUGUGGCACAGGCCCUUAUGCCAACCUUUUUCCACAAUGAUCUGCAGAUACACUGCACAGAAGGUAAUUACUUUAUUUUUACAGCUUUGCCUUUAAUAGGACUGCAGUGGUAGCGACCAAAUCAAAAGCAGC
This is a messenger RNA of Mus caroli (Ryukyu mouse), 7559 nucleotides long. It is a transcript of the gene Ptchd4, whose product is annotated as patched domain containing 4. NCBI's taxonomy places the organism in Eukaryota, Metazoa, Chordata, Mammalia, Rodentia, Muridae. Gene Ontology annotation, cellular component: membrane. The record is from RefSeq and is a predicted model, not a curated record.